AUGAUAUUGUUAUAUGGGUCAAUGGAUCGGGCUUACGAGCUGGUCAUUGACGGAGUGGUGGGACAUCGUCUCUUGCUCCCUGGUUUUGAGUUUGUGUAUAGAUCGAAUCCGGUCGGGAGCACUGGGUUAGCAGACUUGAUUAGAGUUCCAAAGAUGUGGACAGUAGCAAGGCUUUGGGAAUCAGCCAAAACAGCAAUGCAAAAUGGCAUUGUAGUUGAUGUAAAUAGUAGAAAAAGGGGAAGAGUUGGUAGGAAACUAAGAGUCUUUGACAAGACUCUACUUAAUGUUGUUCCAAUUGAAAAGAGGACCAUAAUUGGAGCAAUGGAAGUGCAAUUGGGCAUUGGGCAUUCACAAGUUUAUAGAAUGAUGAAAUCUGAUAAUAUUAGAGCCCAUAAAAAUUCAAUUAAACCAAAACUUUCUCAUAACCACAAAAUAAGAAGACUAAACUUUAUUCUAUCCCAAAUAAUACCACCUACUAUAGACAACCCACCAAAGUUCAGUUUGAUGUAUAAUGGCGUACACAUCGAUGAAAAAUGGUUCUAUAUGAGUAGGGAAAUACAAAGGUACUAUUUAUUCCCAUGGGAAGAGGAAGAACCAUACAGGAGGUACACCACAGCUAAGAUCAGAGCAAUAACAAAAGUUACACGAGAUGUCAUUCGAGAUAAACUAAUCAAUGAAGUUCUACAAGCAAUCAGAUUGAAAUGGCUAGCAAAUGGAGUCAAAGAUAUUUGGAUUCAACAAGAUAAUAUCAAGCCACAUAUUUUAACAAAUGAUCAAGCAUUAAAUGAAGAAGCUAACAAAGAUGAAGUUAACAUAAGACUAGUUUGUCAACCGGCAUCCAGUCCAGAUAUGAACAUCUUAGAUUUGGGUUUGUUUAGUGCACUACAAUCAAUUCAAUUCAAGUCAUUCCAGAAAGACCUCAAAGAUUUGAUCAAGGCGGUCAAUGAUGCAUACGACACUUUUAAACCAAAACUUUUGAACUACACGUGGAUACAAUAUCAACUAUGCAUGCUAGAGGUGUUGAAAGCUAGAGGUGGUAAUAAUUACAAGAAUCCACACAUUGGAAAACAAAGAUUAGACAGGUUGGGUAUGUUGCCAAGACAAUUAGAAGUUCCUCCAGAACUUUAA
Molecule: messenger RNA, 1128 nt
Organism: Amaranthus tricolor (Joseph's coat)
Lineage: Eukaryota; Viridiplantae; Streptophyta; Magnoliopsida; Caryophyllales; Amaranthaceae
Exons: 4
Coding region: 1-1128 (375 amino acids)
Molecular function (GO): nucleic acid binding
Source: RefSeq, a predicted model, not a curated record